AUGCGCACUCUGAGUGGAACUUUCGAAGUAACUCGUCUCUAUGAGUCGCUACUUUCUAUGAUCACUCAUUUUUGUCUACAGAACGAUACUAUUCCACAACUCUAUUUUGGACAGAAGCUUAGCAGUACGAGACUAACGGCUGUUCGAUAACUUGAAGAAAUAUUGGAAUUUUACGAUAAAGAUUGUCGAAUCGUCUUCGAUUAUGAUACAGUAGCCGUAGGGAUCGAUGAGAUACAAUCGAUGUUCGUUGAUACAAUAUCCGACGCCGAGUAUUCAUAUGAACUUGUUGAAUAUUUACCAGUACACGGUGACGAUCAAAUCCGGGUUCAUUUGAAACGAACCGACAACUCACAUUUGGCUGUCACUUAUUUAUUUUCUAAAGCAAGUCCUCAAAAAUACACUUUAGUCUUUGCCACGUUUCUUAAUAUCUAA
Molecule: messenger RNA, 432 nt
Organism: Adineta ricciae
Lineage: Eukaryota; Metazoa; Rotifera; Eurotatoria; Adinetida; Adinetidae
Source: the annotation of a GenBank genome assembly